AUGCAACAAAUUUAUCUGCUUGCUACGGUUGGUGCUCUUGCAGCACUAGCAAUUGUCGUCCAUGCUCAGACCACGCCCCUUUUCCCGGUGGCAUGCGAACUGAACGUUCUAAUUGUUUUGGAUAGAUCAGAUUCUGUGAAGGGUGGAUUCAAUAAAAGUAGAAAAUUCGUGACAGAUGUCUCGGAAGAACUUCAAAUCGGACCAGAGAAACAUCGAGUCGCUAUGAUCGUUUAUUCUGGAUUGAGCUAUCGACGAGAAGUUUUUCCAUGGAAUUUCGCAAAGUCUAAUGAAGAAUUCGUGCAGAAAACGAAUGCGUUGAGAGCUAUUGGAGGAACAACUAACACUAAAAAGGCGCUGGAAGUUGGACUAGAAUUGAUGGCCCAGAGGAAUGUAUCUAUUCCAACACUUGUUAUGGUUGUCACUGAUGGAAGAAGUGCUGAUGACCCGAAGGGACCUGGAAAACUUCUUCAAGCUCAACCCAAUACUUGGGUAUUCGCUGCAGCGACUGGGGAUCCAGAGAGUGUUGAUACACGAGAACUGAUGGAUAUCACUGGAAAUAUCAACCACAUUGUAAUGCACAGAGGAAGAGAUUUGGCUACUGAUAUCACGAGAAGACUUUUGAGAGAAGCACAGGAUAAGUGUAGAACUACCACGACUACUACCACGACUACCACGACAACAACCACCACAACAACCACUACUACCAAUCCAAUCACAGGAUGUGAACUCGACCUUGUCCUUGUUCUUGAUUUCUCCACAACCACUGAUCCAGUCUACAAUUCUUACAAAGAUCUCAGCAAACGACUGGUGUCUCAAUUGAAGAUUGGACCACAUUAUACACAGGUCGCCGCAGUCACAUUCGCCACUGUCGGAAGAACCCGAGUGAGAUUCAAUUUGAAGAAAUACACGACUCAAGAAGAAGUUUUGAGAGGAAUUGAUAAGUUGCAAUCGAAGGGAGGAACUACUGCUAUUGGCGCCGGUAUCGAGAAAGCCCUAACCCAAAUCGACGAAUCCGAGGGAGCCCGUCCUGGAAUCGCAACGAAAGUGAUGAUUGUCUUCACAGAUGGAUGGAGUAACAAGGGACCAGACCCAGAGAAACGGGCAAAAGAUGCAGUCAAUGCCGGUUUUGAAAUGUAUACAGUCGCCUAUACAGCUCGAGCCCCCAACUCGGUGACAUUGAACAAUGAAACUCUGUCAGCUAUAUCUGGAAGCAGAGGGCACGCAUUUACAGAUGUAACAUUUCAAUCAUUAGUGGACAAAGUCAAGCAACGAAACUUGCCAUGUAUGCCAUAA
Caenorhabditis remanei is the source of this 1293-nucleotide messenger RNA. RefSeq lists its product as uncharacterized. NCBI's taxonomy places the organism in Eukaryota, Metazoa, Nematoda, Chromadorea, Rhabditida, Rhabditidae. The transcript is spliced from 8 exons. The coding region runs from base 1 to 1293 and encodes 430 amino acids. The record is from RefSeq and is a predicted model, not a curated record.